This is a messenger RNA of Bathycoccus prasinos, 933 nucleotides long. RefSeq lists its product with no specific name. The record is from RefSeq and is a predicted model, not a curated record. The transcript has a single exon. Bases 1 to 933 code for a protein of 310 amino acids. Lineage: Eukaryota; Viridiplantae; Chlorophyta; Mamiellophyceae; Mamiellales; Bathycoccaceae.
AUGUCUCAGGCCCCUCCUCCUCCUCCUCCUCUUGCUUCCAGCACUCUCUACAGUCGAUCGGAUGGAACUUCUCUCACCGAAACGAACGCGACAGCCAUGUCCAUGAUGGAAAAGCACGUCCAAGAGACGAAGAAUAAGAAAGAAUUGGAGUGUUUAACCGCUUUAGCGAGUUGGUUUUUAGAGCGGAGAAAGAAGAGAGUUUUGGCGGUAAAUAAGAAGAAUAAGAAAGCAAAGAAAGCAAAGAAAGCAAAGACGACGACGACGACGACGAGUAGAAUAGUGACGACUUUGAGACGAGAAACGAUGGCGAUUGCGUUGGAAAAGACGGGGUGGGACGUGGAGAAAUCAAAGGCGAUUUUGGAGCAGUUUUUACUCUCGGAAGAAGCAGGAGAACAAAGAGAGGGAGGAGGAGAAGACGACGAAGACGAUGAAGACGACGCUUCCUCGGAGUCGAGCAGCGAGAGCGAAAGCGAAAGCAGUAGCAGUAGCAGCAGUAGCAGCAGCAGUAGCGGCGGAAAGAAACGCAAACGCAAAAAAGACAAGAAGGAAAAGAAACGGAGAGAGAAGAAGAAGAAGAAGAAAGAAAAGAAGAAACGGAAAGAGAAGAAGAAAAGAAAGCAAGACGAGGAAGACGACGAUAUCAUCGACGACGUGGGCGCGGGUGCGUUCGCGUUUGAAAACGACGAGGAACGGCGGAAACGCGAGUUGGAAACCGAAAGGCAAAAUUUGAAAGAGCAACAGCGGAAAGCGCUGUUGAACAAGAUGAAAGUUUCCGGGGACUUGCAGUCGUAUAAAGAGCAACAAAUGUUGAAGGAAGAGUUGAACUACGCUUUGAAUAUCGGGGACCAAACGAAAGCGGAAAAGUUAAGGAAGAAGUUAGAGGAAGGGGAUAAAGGUGGCGCGAUGGAUAAUUAUGGGUUCAGACCUUCGUAG